Molecule: messenger RNA, 1411 nt
Organism: Diabrotica virgifera virgifera (western corn rootworm)
Lineage: Eukaryota; Metazoa; Arthropoda; Insecta; Coleoptera; Chrysomelidae
Product: ras-related protein Rab-4B-like
Exons: 8
Coding region: 126-1241 (371 amino acids)
Biological process (GO): regulation of DNA-templated transcription
Molecular function (GO): GTPase activity; DNA-binding transcription factor activity, RNA polymerase II-specific; GTP binding
Source: RefSeq, a predicted model, not a curated record
AUAGGAACUGUCAUUACAGAAAAAUACCACCAUCUGAUUUACGUAAACAACAGAAAGUGUAGAAACAAAUUUUGUAGUGCAGGGGGUUUUUUGUGUUGGUGCUAAAAAACUGAUGUUGGUGGAAAAUGAAACAUAUAGUUGGAAAAGUAGUUUUACUAGGCCAUCAAGGUGUUGGUAAAACAGCCACUGUGACUAGAUAUGUGGAGAGAUCCUUCCCUCAGCAAACGACUCCCACCGUGGGUGCUUCAUUUUUUACAUGUAAAGUGCUUGCCGAAGAUCAUUUAGUUACCCUUCAGAUAUGGGACACUGCCGGCCAAGAAAGAUUCAAAGCUAUGGCUCCCAUGUUUUAUCGAAAUGCAAAUGCUGCGUUACUAGUCUUUGACAUAUCCUCCCGUGAUUCCUUCGAAAGCAUAAAAAUGUGGGUGCAGGAACUGAAAGGAAAUGUCUACGAACCAAUGGUGCUAUGUGUUAUAGGAAACAAGAUCGACUUGAGUGAAAUUAGGCGGGUUACGCGAGACGAAGCGUUAUCAUAUUCAAACAGCAUUGAUGCUAUAUAUCUGGAAUGCUCCGCGAAAACAGAUCAAAGUUCUUCUAGUGCAUGCUGCGAUGGUAGUGACAAUCAAGCGAGUUCUUCUGAAAGAGUUAGAAGAGAAAAUGACAAUGUAGUUUCGACGACUACGGGGGAAAUUCAUCCAAUGCGACUAAGUGAAGAUCUAAGUUACUCAGAUUGUAAAUCAGACGAUGAGCGAAAGAAAAGGCCCAGAACUGCUUUUACAGCAUCACAAAUCAAAUCUUUGGAGGCAGAAUUUGAAAGAAAUAAAUAUUUGUCGGUGGCCAAACGAUGUCAGUUGUCGAAAACACUUAAAUUAACAGAAACGCAGAUAAAAAUUUGGUUUCAAAACAGAAGAACAAAAUGGAAGAGAAAAUACACGAACGAUAUUGAAAUAUUAGCUCAACAAUAUUACAACUCCAUGGGUAUAAUGACGCCGAGACCAAUUUUUUUAGGAGAUAGACUAUGGUUCUUUAACUAUCCUGGACAACCAGGCCUUUCCAGUGCUCAACCAGGACUCCCACCAAAUAUGCUACCCAUUCCUCCAGGUCCACCGAUGGGGUCUCAAAUGCCUAUCCAUCCGCAAAGGCCAUGCAUGAGAAACUAUGUAGAAUAUGGACAAGAGCAACCAACAGAAAUACCUCCAAUGCUUCAGUUACAAAAUUUUGGAAGACAAUUUGAAAAUUCGUGAAAUUAAUAUCUAUUUAACUUAUAUUAUUUUUAAACAAAUUAUAUUAUUGUAAAAAUUCUGAUUAAUACUUGUACAAUGAUAAUCGUAAAAGAACUAUAAUAAAAUGUUUGGGAUUGGUGAAGCAAUUGAAAAAUAAAACAUUUUUUUUCUAAUAAAAGUUUAUAAACUUA